AUGUCGCGCGUCCAAUUCACGGGAGUAUUGAGUAGCGAACGCAAGUGUAUUCUGAGCGUAGUAACUGCAUAUACAAAUGAUCUACACACCUGGAGAGCCACGCCGCUUGGGGAUCGGACAGAUUCGAUACCCGGCCUUGAAAAUUGCAUCGACAUGGGUGGGCCAUUUGCGACCGUGCUAUACGGCGCCUCCAUACUGCACCAGGAGCAUGGAUACUGUGAACGCGGAUCGGUAGCGUGCGAACCUACGGACGGCGAGGAGCGUACGACAGGAAGCCAGGAUGCAUCAGGAAGACCGCCUGCGGGAGCUAGCCACGUUUCCAAACCGGUAUAA
Postia placenta MAD-698-R-SB12 is the source of this 333-nucleotide messenger RNA. RefSeq lists its product as hypothetical. NCBI's taxonomy places the organism in Eukaryota, Fungi, Basidiomycota, Agaricomycetes, Polyporales, Adustoporiaceae. The record is from RefSeq and is a predicted model, not a curated record. The transcript is spliced from 2 exons. The coding region runs from base 1 to 333 and encodes 110 amino acids.